AUGAUUUGUCAAAAAAACUCAUACAAUCAAAGACCCAACUCGCCAGUACCAGGACCUAGCGGAUUACAGCAAGCAAAUUCUUCUCAGCCGUUUGAUUUCACACCGAAAGAUCUUAGACCUUUACCACAAGCGAGUCCGAGAACUGUAGCAAAUAAAGGACGUAAAAAACGUAAGACAGCAAUAUUAACGGACACGCCCGAAAAAAAUGCAAUUGAAGAAGAAUACCAACGAAGAAAUAAAGCCAAGAAAACAGUUUUACAACCGGAUACUAGAAAUGGCAAGGGGAAGUUGAUAUCUACGAAAGGCAAGGGAAAAGGAAAAAAGACAAAGAAGGCAGUUAAAGGCAAGGAAAAUAAAUCUGACGACGAAGAUUGCUUCUGUCUCGUUUGUUUAGAAACUUUUAGCAACAGUCGACCAAAUGAGCAAUGGAUACAAUGUACCAAAUGUAAAAUGUGGUCACAUGCUGAAUGCGUCAACGAUGAUGCAAAUUAUGAGUGCCAUAAUUGUGAGUUGGAGUAA
Molecule: messenger RNA, 519 nt
Organism: Parnassius apollo (apollo)
Lineage: Eukaryota; Metazoa; Arthropoda; Insecta; Lepidoptera; Papilionidae
Source: the annotation of a GenBank genome assembly